Oppiella nova is the source of this 587-nucleotide messenger RNA. Lineage: Eukaryota; Metazoa; Arthropoda; Arachnida; Sarcoptiformes; Oppiidae. The record is from the annotation of a GenBank genome assembly.
AUGGGUAGCCAAAGCCGGGAUAACCAGGGUAGCCGCCUCGGCCCGCGUAGCUGGCGUACGCCGCUGGAAAGCCUGUGUCCAAUGGCGGUGAUGGGGGGCGCACCGGGAGUAUUGGGAGAGGGAGAGAGAGAAAGUGUCCGGGCGCUCAAUGAGUCGCACCAGUAUUUGAUGAAUUACUUCCCCCCUAAAGCCGGUGAUGCGGACAUUAGUCUAACCGUUAGGGUUGAAUGCAAAAAAGCUCAGCCCAAAGAAGUGAUGAUGCCUAACAACGUCGGCAGAGGCCGGGGAGCUGGUAGGGGUGCUUAUGGCUUUCCAGCGGCGUACGCCAGCUACGCGGGCCGAGGCGGCUACCCUGGUUAUCCCGGCUUUGGCUACCCAUUUGCAGGUAUGAAUUUGAAUCAUAUACAAGGCAUCUGCAUACCACUGGACCAAACCUCACUACUCAACAGCCAUAUGCAUGCUCUACAGCAGCUCUGACUAUACGCUACACACAAUACCAUUUAUAUAAUCAUAAUCGAGCUAGUGAUUAUUAUGAUCAUGAUCAUUUUGACAAGUUUUUUUUCCAUUAAAUAUUAUUAUCUCCGAGC